CAUGCACUCUGGGGUGGAGGAUCAGAGGAACAGAACCAGGACAGGGAGGCCGGCAGAGGGUCCUGCAGAGGGAGCGCCCAGGUCCUGCGCUGCUCUUCCUGGGGGCCGGCAGGCAGGGUGGCCUGGCAUGCCCACUGGCAGGAGAGAGGGGACCGAUCCACUUACUCCCAUCAGCUUCUGAAGGUGACACUGACCCUGACCACCAAAGCAGGUGCCUGUGUUUGUUAGACAAAUACAGCAAGGCCUGCCACCCCUUUAGCGCCAAAGUCCGGAGGUGCAGAGAGCCAGGACCGAGGGAUGGACAAAUCGCCAGAGAUGUGGUGCAUUGUCGUGUUGCCUCUUUUGGCAUGGGUUUAUGCCGAGCCCACUAUGUAUGGGGAGAUCGUGUCCCCCAACUAUCCUCAGGCAUACCCCAAUGAGGUAGACAAGUCUUGGGACAUAGAAGUUCCUGAAGGGUACGGGAUCCACCUCUACUUCACCCAUCUGGAUGUGGAGCUGUCGGAGAACUGCGCGUACGACUCGGUGCAGAUAAUGUCAGGAGGGAUUGAAGAAGGGAAACUCUGUGGACAGAGGACCAGCAAGAGUCCCAACUCUCCCGUGGUGGAAGAGUUCCACAUCUCGAACAAUAAACUCCAGGUGAUCUUUAGGUCGGACUUCUCCAACGAAGAGCGGUUCACUGGGUUUGCUGCCUACUAUACUGCUGUGGAUAUAAAUGAGUGCACAGACUUUGCAGAUGCCCCUUGUAGCCACUUCUGCAACAACUACAUUGGUGGUUACUUCUGCUCCUGCCCCCCUGAAUACUUCCUCCAUGAAGACAAGAGGAACUGCGGAGUCAAUUGCAGUGGGGAUGUAUUCACUACUCUGACCGGGGAGAUCACAAGUGCCAAUUACCCCAAUCCAUACCCGGAGAACUCAAGGUGUGAUUAUCAGAUCCUGUUGGAGGAGGGGUUCCAAGUGGUGGUAACUCUGCGGAGAGAAGACUUUGAUGUGGAACCAGCUGAUUCAGAGGGCCACUGCCCUGACAGCUUAAUUUUUGUUGCAGGAAACCAGCAUUUUGGUCCUUACUGUGGUAAUGGAUUUCCUGGGCCACUAACUAUUGAAACCAACAGUAAUACCCUUAAUGUCAUCUUCCAAACUGACAGCACAGAGCAGAAAAAGGGCUGGAAAUUUCGUUAUCAUGGAGAUCCAAUCCCUUGUCCUAAGGAAGUCACUGCCAAUUCUUUUUGGGAGCCUGAGAAAGCAAAAUAUGUGUUCAGAGAUGUGGUGAAGAUAACCUGUCUGGAUGGGUUUGAGAUUGUACAGGGCAGUGCUAGCUCGACAUCUGUCUAUUCUACUUGCCAAAGCAAUGGAAAGUGGAGUAAUUCCAAACUGAGGUGUCAACCUGUGGACUGUGGCUCUCCCGAACCCAUUCGGAAUGGUAAAUUUGAAGAACCAGAAGAUACCCUGUUCGGUUCUGUCAUUCGCUACACUUGUGAGGAGAAAUAUUACUACAUGGAAAUUAAAGGAAGUGAGGAAUAUCGCUGUGCUGGCAACGGCAGCUGGGUGAAUGAGCUGCUGGGGACAGAGCUGCCAAAAUGUGUUCCAGUCUGUGGCGUCCCCACUGAGCCCCUGAUGGUAAAACAGAAGAUAUUUGGAGGAUUCAUUGCAAACAUCGAGAGUUUCCCCUGGCAAGUCUUCUUCUCGAGCCCGUGGGCAGGCGGAGCUCUCAUUGAUGAGUACUGGGUGCUGACGGCCGCCCACGUCGUGGAGGGAAACCGUGACCCCAUAAUGUAUGUUGGGUCCUCCUCAGUGCUCACCUCAGUUCUGGUCAAUGCCCAGAUGCUCACUGCUGAGCGUGUGUUUAUUCAUCCGGGUUGGAAAGUCCUGGAUGCCUCGGAAACACGGAAGAAUUUUGACAAUGACAUUGCGCUGGUGCGGCUAAGAGAGCCAGUGAAAAUGGGACCCACUGUCUCCCCUAUCUGCCUGCCAGGCAGAUCCUCAGAAUACAACCCCUCAGAGGGAACCCUGGGACUGAUCUCAGGCUGGGGCCGAACCGAAAGAAAAGAUCGUGUUAUUAAGCUAAGAGGGGCAAAGUUACCUGUUGCUCCCUUAGAAAAGUGCAGGGAGAUGAAGGGGGUAAAUCCCAGAAUAGAUGUAAAUUCCUUUAUUUUCACUGAUAACAUGAUUUGUGCUGGAGGAGAGAAGGGUGUUGAUAGUUGUAAAGGGGACAGUGGCGGGGCCUUUGCUCUACAGGUCCCUAAUGAAACAAGCCCCAAAUUCUACGUAGCUGGCCUGGUGUCCUGGGGCACCCAGUGUGGGACCUAUGGAAUCUACACGCGAGUGAAGAACUACAUUGACUGGAUAAAGCAGACGAUGCUGGAAAAUAGUGCCCCCAGCGUGGACUAGCCAUACAGGCAUCACCAGCCUCUCCAAGGGCUGUGACCCCCCCUGUUGAUUUCCAUUCCUUACAAUAGUCCCAUUACUUCAUCAUGACUGCGAGAAGGCACGGGGUAUGAUUUAAGUAGAACUUGAUUGCUGAGAUACCUGGUUGGAGGUUGAGUUUAAUCAUGUCACUGUGUUGGUCAUUCACUGUGGUCAGAAUCCAUGGGGUCCUCUCCCCUGAACCCCUUCUGUGGUACAACCUGGGAAGGGCACGCCUGUCUUGCACUAUUCCACACGGAGUCCUCCCUUUCCUGAUGAUUGCCUAGCAUUCCAGUUCUGACUUUGAAAUUCACUGUUGGGCAUCCCCUUGAUUUCUUGUUUCCCCUUUACCUGUUCAAAGUUCCGUUUACAUCAUCAUUCUCAGCGUCUACUAUCUACUUGUAAUAAAGCAUGAUUAUAACCCA
Vicugna pacos (alpaca) is the source of this 2825-nucleotide messenger RNA. RefSeq names its product complement C1s (gene C1S). Gene Ontology annotation, biological process: complement activation; proteolysis. The record is from RefSeq and is a predicted model, not a curated record. Lineage: Eukaryota; Metazoa; Chordata; Mammalia; Artiodactyla; Camelidae. Gene Ontology annotation, cellular component: extracellular region. Gene Ontology annotation, molecular function: calcium ion binding; serine-type endopeptidase activity.